AUGGAUAAAAAUCUUCUUUUUCAGAAUGAGAAAGCGCAACUCCUCAAAACAUUUCUCUGGCAAGAUGUUACAUGGAAAAAUGAAUUUACCAAGUGGGACCCGGAAGAGUGUGGAACUAGUCGGGUGUCUGUUCCAAGGACAAAUCUCUGGGUACCAGAUAUUAUAAUCAAUGAAUUCAUGGAUGAAAACACAGCUCCAAAGGUGCAAUAUGCCUACCUGCUUUCUGAUGGUACUGUGAGUGAUUCACAGCCUAUCAAAGCCAUCACCUCCUGCAGGCUUGACAUCUACUUGUUUCCAUUUGACAUUCAGAACUGCACUUUAUCAUUCAACUCAUACACACUCAAGAGUAGUGCUCUGCAGCUUCACCUGACAGGGACUGCAGAGAGGAUGUUUGAAUACUCUAAAUCAAAGAUGGCAACUAUGGGUGAAUGGGAAUUAAUUGGAAUUGCAGCAGAGAAAUACAUAACACCAUCUAGAACUUACGAUGAAAUUCGCUUCUAUAUCUCAUUGCGGCGCCACGCCAUGCUGUACGUAGCGAACCUCCUGCUCCCUAGCUGCUUCCUCAUCACUGUGGACCUCUUCAGCUUCAUCUUACCUCCCAAUGAUACUGACCGGUCUUCAUUCAAGAUGACACUAAUCCUGGGCUACACCGUCUUCCUGCUCAUAAUGAAUGACCUGCUGCCUGUCACUGGAAAUGCCAUACCUCUCAUAAAUGUUUUCCUGUCUAUGUGCCUGGCUAUGAUGGUGGGCAGUCUAUUGGAAACUAUCGUCAUUACAAACUUCCUCUGCGGUUCCUCUCACUAUUCUCGAGCUCCUCGCUGGAUCAGAGUGCUUUUUCUUAAAAUCCUGGGUCGACUAGUAUGCCUUCCUCCAAAGCCCAGAGAUCGAAAUGACACAGUGAUCCAAAAUCCGGUCACAAAAGGUAGGAUAGAAGAGGAAUCCAAGACUCUGGAGCAGAAGGGGCCACUGAGUGAGGACAAAACCCUGCAAGAGCUGAGGAGCCUGGGCAGAGUCCUCCAGGCCAUCCGCCUUCAGGUGGAGCAGCAUCUGAGCAAAAGCUUGAGCACAGAGGAAUGGAUCCAGAUAGGUUUAAUCAUAGACCGCCUGCUGUUCAUCCUUUACAUCAUCUUCAUAACAGUCAGCUUCAUUACCAUCAUCAUUAUCUGGGUGGUUUCAUACAAUGCAGCCUAA
This is a messenger RNA of Pelmatolapia mariae (spotted tilapia), 1191 nucleotides long. Its product is annotated as 5-hydroxytryptamine receptor 3E. Gene Ontology annotation, cellular component: plasma membrane; synapse; neuron projection. Gene Ontology annotation, molecular function: acetylcholine-gated monoatomic cation-selective channel activity; serotonin-gated monoatomic cation channel activity. The record is from RefSeq and is a predicted model, not a curated record. Bases 1 to 1191 code for a protein of 396 amino acids. The transcript has 7 exons. Lineage: Eukaryota; Metazoa; Chordata; Actinopteri; Cichliformes; Cichlidae. Gene Ontology annotation, biological process: regulation of membrane potential; nervous system process; chemical synaptic transmission.